Messenger RNA from Prorocentrum cordatum, 492 nucleotides. The record is from the annotation of a GenBank genome assembly. Lineage: Eukaryota; Dinophyceae; Prorocentrales; Prorocentraceae.
AUGUCGACGAUGAGCCUGGCCUCCUUCGCGACGCCCCGCAAGGACAUUCCCAACGACACGCUCAUAAUAUUCGACUGGGACCCGGACGACACGCUCUUGUGCAGCUCCGCCAUCAACAUGCAGCAGUGGUCUCAGCUCCAGCUCGACGUCCUGUGCAGGACCGUGGAGACCACGCUUCGCGCGGCCAUGGAGCUCGGUGAGGUGAUGAUCGUGACCAACGGCGUGGACUGGUGGGUGGAGGACGACAGCUGCCGGCGCUUCCUGCCUGGCCUCCUGCCCCUGCUCGGCAAGCUCCACGUGAAGUCCGCGCGGCACGACUACGAACGCAUCUACCCAGGCGACCCGUUUGCUUGGAAGCGCGAGUGCUUCAAGGACGGGACAUCCUCCAGCCGAGGCCCAAGGCUACGAACCUCGUCGUGCUGGGCGACUCUCUCUCCGAGAUUCGCGCCGCCUACGGAGCGCUGUCCUGCAUGGUCGACUCCUCGCUGGUGA